UCACCUAAGAAAAAUAUACAAAGUUCGUUUUAUCGAACAAUUACUAUACAAUAUGCCUGUAAUCUAAAGAUUGACGUCAUACAGUAACCUCUUUCUUAGACUGCGACGUAAUUUGAGAAUAAAUACCUACUGGCUUUCGCCUGUCUCGCAGUUUCUUGUCAGCAAACAUGGCGAAUUCGUUCCGUGUAUUAAUAGUUAUUCUGUGUUUGGUUAAUGCUGUGUUAACUCAGGAUGGUUAUAUGGAACAGCGUAUGAUCAACUCGCUCACCGAUGAGAUCAUCCCAUACAAACACGGUUUAUCGAAUGGAGAAUAUUGCAUCAACAGUGCAGAAUGUUUGAGUGGGUGUUGCUUGAAGACUGACAACAGUAGAAAAUGUUCACCCAAAUCAUUGAAGGGGGAAAUGUGUAGUAAUUCGGUGUUAAAGGGAGAGAUAUACAGGAGUUUUUGCCCAUGUAUAUCGGGAAAAAAUGCGUGUAGUAAUGUUAAAGGUAGGAACGGCAUCUGUUAUUUCUGAAUGCACCUCAUCUGUUCUUCUGUCAUAUAGAUUAAUAAAGUGAUUUAGUUUUAUA
Messenger RNA from Centruroides sculpturatus (bark scorpion), 570 nucleotides. Its product is annotated as colipase-like. Bases 168 to 515 code for a protein of 115 amino acids. Lineage: Eukaryota; Metazoa; Arthropoda; Arachnida; Scorpiones; Buthidae. The record is from RefSeq and is a predicted model, not a curated record. The transcript is spliced from 3 exons.